CAUAGCCAUUUAAUUUUAGGCAGAACCCGAAGCUAGUAAACUACUCUGCUGUGAUGUAUGCUGUAAGGCUAUAGGAAGAAGUGAAGAACCCAAUGCCCCAAAUAAGCGACGAAUAAAGUAUAAACCACUGCGCCUGUAACGCUUUCCUUCCUUCAAACUUCAAUUUCUUGGUAAUGGCUACUACCUCUUCCUUCCUUCCUUCAGUUGAUGCUAUGGCUACCUAAGACACUUUGGAAAUAUAAGCUCCAAAUGAUUAUCAAAGGAUUGUUUAGAAGAUAUAAGAGAUGGAACCCUGUUCAUCCAACUUAUGGUGCCUUUUGGGGAAUGGGAGUGGGUGUUGGUUGUGGAGUCGGAUGGGGUCCGGGGUUCGGCCCUGAAGUGAUAGGCUAUGUUGGAUCUGGUUGUGGCAUUGGAUUCAAUGUGGGCUUCACUCUCGCUGGCUUUGGUAUUGGCCUUCCUGCAAACUUUAUCUUUGAAGCUCCUUAUAAUGUUAUCAUGGCAACAAGAAAUUCAGCGUUAGAGGUAGCACGAUCUAAGGGUUUUAAUGCACCAUGCAAUGGCUGGACUAUAAACUUAUCUUGUGUCUUUGACCUCCAAAGGGAAGCUAGUGACAAAUUACGUCACUUUAGGGAAAGGCGUUUAUCAGUCAAGGGAUUUGAUUUCUUGAGCAUGAAAAAUGACUUAUCAUUGCUUGCUACAUCUGCCUGUAACAGUAUGCGCACAUUCCAUGACCAGCUUUCUUCUCGUAGGGGCAAAGAUUGAUUGGUUCGAGUUCCACAACUCUCAGCAUGGUGGUUACAACUUUGAUGGAUCAUUUCUAUUUUUUGUUUUUAACUUAAUAGCAGGAAAACCAAAUGUCUUAUUUUGAGGUAUAUUAUUGUUAUGUUUACUGUCUUGUUUGACAAACUCAAGUUGUAUAUUUAAUAUUGUUGUCAAAUAUAUUUUUUAGAGAAAAGGACAAAUCGAUCCUUGAUUUUUUGGUUCGCGGAUAUUUAAGUCCUUGAGGAUUUAAAAAUACAUUUAAGUCCCUGACUUCUUCAAAAUCUGGACAUAUCGAUUCCUGAAUCUAAUUUGUUCAAUUUUAAAAAACUCUCUCACGUGUGCAUCCGUAUCAACCAGGUCAGUAUAACGGAAGUCAUGUUUGAUUUUCCGUUGAGUUUGACAGACCCAAAUGAACAUGAGCGAUCAAUAUGUCAGGUUUUGAAAAGGUCAUGGACUUAAAUGCAUUUUCAAAUUUUCGAAGACUUAAAUGUAUGCGGAUCAAAAAGUCAAUGACUUAUCUAUCCUUUUCUCUAUUUCUUAUAGAAAGCUAUGAUCCUAAAUUUUCAACCAACAUACCGAGAAGGGUAAAGGGACUAGCAUUCGUUUCCAACUUUCCAUCAAGACUAAAUGAUAUAAGGUUAAAUUUAUCAA
This is a messenger RNA of Arachis duranensis, 1413 nucleotides long. RefSeq names its product cadmium-induced protein AS8. The transcript has 4 exons. The coding region runs from base 208 to 762 and encodes 184 amino acids. The record is from RefSeq and is a predicted model, not a curated record. Lineage: Eukaryota; Viridiplantae; Streptophyta; Magnoliopsida; Fabales; Fabaceae.